AGAGCUGGAGUACCAGCUUGACUGUUGGCCUUUCUGUCUCUGGAGAACUACGCGAGUAAGUUCUUUGGGAAAGCGAAUAUAAAAAUCAGACAUGUUAACGCAAAAGCAGCGUGACAGGAUCGAUGGGAACAUUUCAGAGAGAGUCAACGGAGACCACCGGUGGUUUUUCGCUCUCGUGCGCCAAGAGAUGGAUUCAUAGGACGCGCGGAGAACAUCACCAACUUCUGCUGCGCGUAACUUCAUAACCCCGCUGGUCCGGACCUCGACACUUGCUUUAAACUUUAUAUACUGAAGGAAUAAUAGCACCAGAGGAACAAUGACAGUGACUUUCCCUGGCUUCUAAUAGCGCUGUAUCACUUUAGCGAAGCGCGUGGUUCUCGUUUCUCACGGAAUUUUGGUGAUAGUUAAAGGACGCGGAAUUUUGGGGCCAAUCUGCCGUCGAGCCAGUUACAAUAUCACAUGACUUUCCAAAGGAUUAUGUUAUUUAUUCAACAACUUCUCAAACUAGACUAUCCAUAAUGUCGUGUUUGAACAAUACACUAGAAGCCAGAAAGCCAAAGAUGAUCGCUGCACGGAUGGCGUUGCUGCAAGCGCUUCUCGCCGCAUCUCUCCACGGAGUGUGCGAGAGCAGGGGUGGAGGCAGCGAUCUCGUUCCCAGGUUCUCCUCAUCUUUGCCCACUUACCUCCCUGUGUCCUGCCAACUGCAGGGUGCAGAGUCAUCCUUCUUUCUCCGGGAGGCCACACAGGAAGUGAUGCGUAACGGGAGCUUGCAGACACGCAGUGAGCCUCUCUUUCUCCACUUGCCCGAAUCUGGCCCUGCUCCCCUCUUGUCGGUCAACUGUAGCUAUGGAAAUCUCACCGCAGAGGCACCAGUACCACCAGAGCUCCUCCAGGGUGCGCUGCCACGUUCUUUCCACACCUCUACACACCUGACGCUGGGCUGGAAGGUGAGAGCACACCUGGUGAGCAGAAGGAUAGGAGUCGAUCGGCCUCAAAUCCAGGUGUUGUUUUAUCUGGCAGGCCGCAGGUGGGAGGAUGUGGAUCCUCCAGCAGAACUGUUGCCUUGUAUCCGUGUCGUUGGCAUCCGCGAUCCGGGGGAAGGUUCUGUAUCGAGCGCCUGCCGACUGGAGGGAAACCUGGGGAUCUGUGUAGCCCAGCUCGGCAUUCCUAUAACCUGGUUCAAUGCUCCUCCAUCACGUAGGCGCAUACAGGAGCCCAUUCCUGUCAAGGUGGAGUUGCACUACUCCAUUCUCUCUCCAGAGGCCCUGGGAAAGGAGUGUGUGGCUGGUAGGGUGCAAGGAAAGACUGCAGGGCAGGAAGGUGAUAUGCAGAGGAUUGGGACGGUGACUCUCACCACUGGGGACAACAAAGUGCCCAGAAACCGACUUAGACUGGAUGGAGACGUUGAGAUACUGGCGCCCCCCAGCCCAGUUAAACAGGGACAGACGGUGGGAUUUCAAGUACUAAUGAAUUCGGCUGCCGCCACUGAGCAGUUCACACUGAGAGUCCAGUAUGGGGAAGGCAUUCAUUUCAUGGUGGUGAAGCCCAGUAAUCUGGCAGCGUGGGAAAUCAAGCAAGAAGUAGUGCCUGGCUCCUCCUCCCUGUCCAUGUUCUGCCAAAGGAAGGCCAGCUCAGCCAAUGAGAAACUUGAUGGUUCCUUCUAUGAGAUCAUGUGGGUGGACUUUGAGAUUGACAAUUUCAUCAACCUGCGGUCAUCUCAGUCCAUCCGCUGGCAGAUAGAGUAUCCCUCGACCGGAGCGUCUGCCGAAGUCAUCUCCACCAUCCACAUCAGCCAGAGAGACCUACAGGGUAUCGUACCCAUCGCCGAGGACACUGAGAUCCUGAACACAGCGAUUCUGACCGGACGGCGCGUUGCCAUCCCGGUCAAGGUUGUGACCGUGGAGCAGGACGGAACGGUCAGAGAGGUUGAUGACCCCGUGACCUGCAUCUCCACAGAUGAGGAUGUCCUCAAGGUGUCUCUUGGUUGUGACGAGGUGCUGGUGAACGGGAAAGAGAAGAAUGGGCAUGUCUCUCUUCAAGUGAACUUUACCUACCUCUAUUUGACCAGCCAAUUAGAGCUCACCGUCUGGGUGCCACGGUUACCGCUGCAGAUUGACGUCUCUGAUGCCGAACUCAGCCAAGUUAAAGGAUGGAGGGUACCCAUCAUCACCAACAAGAGGCCGACACGGGACAGCGAGGAUGAUGAGGAGGAUGAGAGGAAGGGCAGAGGCUGUGCCUUGCAGUAUCAGUACGCUCUGGUGCGUGUCCUCACACACUUCGUGGCCGAGCCAGUUAGCCCUGGUGGGGAGCUUGUGCACAUGCUAGGUUCUGAUUGGUCAGCUGACAUCACAGAGAUGGUCCUGGACUUCCUGAAAGUGGAAGAUACAAGCAUUGCCCGACUAAUUGACGGAAGGGUGCUGGUGGGAAGAGACCCGGGGAUCACCAAUAUACAGGUGAUAUCCCCCUUUUCUGACUCUAUUCUGGCUGAGAAGACCAUCACAGUGGUGGAUGAUAAAGUGACCAUCAGUGAUCUGGGAGUUCAGCUUGUGGGCUCUUUGAGUCUCUCACUGCAGGCCAGUUCCACCAACAACAGAGCCUUCUACAUCACAACCACUGCUCAGGACCUGUUGCACACACCCAAGCAGGAAGCCAUUAUCAGUGCAUGGAUUCAGUACAGCGAUGGCUCUGUGACUCCUCUUGACAUCUAUGACCCUAAAGAUUUCACUGUAACCAUCACCUCACUGGAUGAGAACGUGGUCUCCACCUAUCAGGAUCAGUCCCAACGCUGGCCUGUGGUAGUGGCAGAAGGCGAGGGACAGGGAGCGCUACUGCGCGUGGAGAUGAUGAUCUCAGAAACCUGCCAGAAAUCCAAGAGAAAGAGCAUUUUGGCGAUGGGGAUAGGAAACGUACAGGUGAAGUUCGGACAGAACGACCUGGAGCAGAGGAGUGGAACUCAGGAGAACAGUCUGGACAACAGCACAAACGAACAGAAACAUAAGCUUCUAGAAGCGGAUAAAACAAGUGGAGGGGAUGGCUGGAAAUACACCAACACCGGGGUGGAACGAGAAGAGUCGGUUCUAAAGAAGAUCAGCACAACCGCAAAGACUCCACUAACCGGUCGUUCCGGGGGCAGCAAGCAGGGUGGGGGGCAAAACAACAACCCUGUGGACUACACCAGUUUCCCAGCACAGGUGGACCUACCUGGCGGUGCGAACAGCGACUUGACUCAGGCUCCGAGAGGUCUGUCAGAUCUGGAAAUUGGCAUGUAUGCUCUGCUUGGAGUCUUCUGCCUUGCUAUCCUCGUCUUCCUCAUCAACUGUGUCAGCUUUGCCUUCCGCUACCGCCACAAAGAGCUUCCUGUGUUGGAGCAGGGAAACAUGAACCAUGCCCAUGACUGGGUGUGGCUAGGUAACGAAGCAGACCUGAUGGAUCAUCACGGAGAUCACGGGCCACUGGCACACAACGAUGAGUGCACUACCGCGAUAGAUCGCAACGAAGGUUGCGAGGAGAGCAAGUACCUUCUCAACGGGAGCGGCGUUCAGAAAAGUGGACGUGGCAUCCCCCAAGUGCACUCUGAUCCACGGUCUUGUUUGGGAAACGACCCCAGUGGAAAAAUCGAGCCCCUUAACAACUCUCCCAGCGCUACCAAGCGCAAAAGGGUGAAGUUUACUUCCUUUGCCACCGUACUACCAGACGAAGGCGGGCCGUACACCAACUCCAUCCUUAUUGGGAAUGAAGAUGACAUCAAGUGGGUCUGUCAAGACAUGGACCUGGGGCAGUCAGCUGAGCUCAGGAGCUACAUGGAGAGACUGCAAGACAAUCUGUAGGAGCCGGGAAGAGAACGAAAGAAAGGGAAAGGUAGAGGGCGGACACACAAAAACUCACCAGAAAUGCCUUUGCACUGUGGGGGGAAUGCAGGGAGACAGGGAGGGAGGAAUUAUUAAAGAAUCGAAAGUGGACGCAAGCAGGGAGCAGGAAGAAAUAAAAUCCUUUGGGAGUCUCGAGUUAAGUAGGAAAUUCACGAAAAGGGGAAAUGGGUGAAAAGAGACUGGCACGUUCGUACUGGCUCCGCCGAACGGUCCAGGUGGCGCAGAGGGAGCAGCUGCCAAUUGGCUAGCACAGGGACAGAACGCCAGUUACCGACAUCCCGAAUAAACAAGCCCAAACAAGACCAGCGAGAGAAAGAAAGAAAGGAAACAAGCUUGACAGCUGUACAGAAAAUCACAGUCCAUGGAAGUUGAUAAAAAGCAGUUGUUAUCGCUAAUGUAAUUUAGUGUUUUGAUUUUUCUCAUUUCAAAUCAUUGGGACGUUUACAACAGAUCUUAUUUUUUUAGAUAAUCCCAGUUUUUUUGUUUGUUUUUAGAUUAGUAUGUAACUAGACCAAAACAGCCCCUCAAUGCACCCGGCCCGGCCCAGAUCCAGGUGUUUGUUUUUUGUUUUCCGCUCUUUUUGUACUGUCUGUCCCUCCUGCCUGAAUCCAAGAGAGCUGGGGUACAAGGAUGUGUGGGAUUCCCCCUGGCUGGAGUCUGUACCAGCUGUAUCUGCACACACACUGUUUAAGGAGUCCUCCCUCUCCAUCUCUCCUCUGGGAGAAAAACACAAGACAUCUAUGAUGAAAAGCAACAUGUGAAUAAAAAGACUCCCCAUGCACUGUUCAUUUGAUCAAGUGAAUGUGGGAUAAAAAAGACUGAGGACUUCUUUUGAGUCCCAUCGGGGGGUUGUUCAUUUGCACAAUAAGAAUAAUACAGAAAGUGCAUAGAGCGACCCUCAGCUGAUCUGCUGACUGUCCUUACAGCAACUGAUCCAGACCUUCAACCUGACAGAUGCGAUGUUGAACAUGGGACGGACAGUGUAGAAAUACAAGCCCACAAAUUUGAGUUGUGUUUGUUAUAAAACCAUAUGAUUGCUGUGAUAGGAAAAUAUACAAGAGUAGAUAUGGUCUAUUACUCUCCACUAUGGUAAAUGUAUGAAUGUUUCUCUUUUUAUUGAGGUGAAAUGUACAUCGUUUACCCCCUUUUUACAUGGCUGGAGCACCUGCCCAUGGUUUUUACAUGUCCUAUAGGUUUUAAAGCAACUUUCUAUUUCUGCCUCACUAACCCCAGCGUUUACCCGGCUCCUUGAAUUCUUGUUGUUUAUAUUACUGAAGAGUUGUAGGGAAGGACCGAUGUGGAAACCUUCUCUUUGAAAGCUCAGGUGAAAAUACGCUCACAGAUGAACAGUGGUAAUAUUCAAAUGUAGGUUGUAAGAAUGCAAUAUUUAUUUGUAAGUGUAAUAUGAGAUAGGAUGUAAAUAAAAUGAUUGAAACUUUCUUGUGGACACUGCAAAAAGGCUGUUGCCUACAUUUUCACAAUCGACACAGAGAGUCAUGAGGCCGUUUGAGUGUAUCAUAUUUUAUGUUCAAAUCUGAUUUCCCCCGAAGGAAUAAAAAAGAUAGGCUUUAAUAUGUUAAGACAUGUCAUUGGUUUUGUCAGAAUAUCAGAUUCCACAUUUCCACAGGGUUCGGUCUUUUCCUUUGAUAGAUUAUUUCUGUUUGUUUCAAAGGUGUUUGAUUUAGUUAAAUCUGUGAAGUAGGGUAGAGCAGAUUUAAUUCUAAUUGGAAAGUAUUUAUAUAAAUGUAUAAUUUUUUUUUUUUUUUUGGACCAUUUUCCAAUCAAAUAUUUUUGGAACACAAUUAUUCCAUGUGUGUUCCAAAAAUAUGUAUUCAUUUUUAAAUAAAAAAAAAAUAAUAAUAAUAAAAAAAGUAUUAAAUUAAUAUUAAUAAUAUUAAUAUUUAAUUUAUUAAAAACCAAUUCAUUCUUUUUUAAAUGUAGUUUUUUAUAUAUUUUUUUUUUUGUUAUCAGUUAUAUGAAAUGCGAGACUUUAAACUGUUUUAACUGUAUUUUACCUUUUAACUUUAUGCGUGUCUGUUGAUAAAACUGUCCAUUAUUAUUAUUAUUAUUCCAUUUAAACCUGCUCUCUCCUAUUGAAAUUAUGAUUUGUCAUAAGCAGCAUUUGAAUGCAUUAAUAUGACAUAAAUGCUUAAAGAUACACUGAAACUGAAAUGUUUAAAGAUUUUGUCAGUCGUUUUAAAGGACAACGGCAGUUUGAAACAAAAACACAACUUCAUUCCAGUAGCCACAAGUAAAGGGAGGUGAUUUUGAACUCUUUUUAUUUUCUUUUAUAAACAUACAUACCUCAUUUAGUCUGAGGUGGAGUGACAGGAUAUCUUGUUUUCUAGAUGUCCUCAUUCUGGAUUGACUUUUACUGUUUGAAGUUUCAUUUCAUUCUGGCCUUGACUCUUGGUACAGCAGAACGACUGUUUUCUUAUUAAGUUUCUUGGUUUAAGCACUAUCCAGUUUAUUGUCCGUUGUGACUGUAAAUUAUGGAGAAACCAUAUAAUAGAAUGUGAGAGAGAGAUAUUGAGCUCAUGUGUUUGCCAAGGCCAUCGCUGACACCUCUUCAACCAGAAUAAUAUACUGGAUUGUAACAAUAACGCUCUUCGUUCACCAUCCACAUGAGGCCUUAGAUGCAGUGUCACAAUGUCUGAUGACUUAAGAUGGAGAACAUGAACUCAUCUUUAUUCCACAGUCAUUCGCUUAUUGAUAUUCUGAUGUGUUUUCAGAUAAUCUGUUCCUAAAUGCUCAUACUGUGCAUCUUCUCAUAAACCAUGUUGUAUCCUGCUAUAUGAUUCCAUGUUUUCAUAUAAACCUAUUUCGUCCAAUAAAACUGCUUCGUGUCCAUGUACACAAAUCUAUAUUUUCAUAUAAAUACAUUUUAGCACCCGAAGACGCCAUGAUUUUGUACAAAUUUACAGAUCGAAAAGCAGAAAGAAUAUUGGAACACCUGCAAUGCUCUACGUUUUCAUUUUACGGGAGUACAGACAUCCGUUAACGUCCCUUUGCUGGUAUUUGUUCAGUAUGACCCUCAUUGUGUACAUGCUUUCUCAUUAAAGAUGUUGCCUACUGA
Molecule: messenger RNA, 6945 nt
Organism: Carassius gibelio (silver crucian carp)
Lineage: Eukaryota; Metazoa; Chordata; Actinopteri; Cypriniformes; Cyprinidae
Product: transmembrane protein 132C-like
Exons: 9
Coding region: 519-3827 (1102 amino acids)
Source: RefSeq, a predicted model, not a curated record